This is a messenger RNA of Carassius auratus (goldfish), 1164 nucleotides long. RefSeq lists its product as uncharacterized. NCBI's taxonomy places the organism in Eukaryota, Metazoa, Chordata, Actinopteri, Cypriniformes, Cyprinidae. The transcript has 5 exons. The coding region runs from base 478 to 1140 and encodes 220 amino acids. The record is from RefSeq and is a predicted model, not a curated record. Gene Ontology annotation, biological process: response to bacterium.
CAAAGAUGAGAGUCAUAAGUAAAUAUUUUUUAGGGAACAUACAUGCACAUGUAUUGCAUAUGUUGCAUGCAUUAUCAGUUACUUUGGAUAAAAUCAAAAUCAAUGUCUAGUGUGCAGAAAUUACAAAAACAUUGUGAGAAAGCAUGGGAUGUCUGUUGUACAUUUGCAUUUUUGUGUGUGGUAAUGGACUGCGAGGUACACAUGUGCUCAUACUGACGGAAGAAAGUGUGAACACCAAGCUGCUCUAGAUUUGACCUUUUCCUCAAAAAUGAAACUUAAGGGUGGUGGUAUGCAGCAGCAAACAGAUUCUUCCCUUUUCAGUAAACACUAGCAUGACAACUGUGGAAAUGUGCAAAACUGUGGUUUAUAAGUGAAAGCCUGACCUGUCGAGGGUUAGCAAACUGAAGCAUUUAUAAGUAAGACCCCUGCUCCCACAUCUCAGAUCAGAUGAACUGCACCUGACAAAGAGACUGGAACAUGAGCUUUUUCAAAGUUAUCCUUUUAGUCAGCAUCAGCACACAGUGCCACGCAGACACAGUGAACAUGAGCGUCCUGCUGGAGCAGAAUGUCACUCUGCCCUGCUUCCUGAACUCCAGCUCUGAGAUGGCAUGGUAUCGACUGAGCUCUGAGCACAUUACUUUACUCAUAUCUGCAGCAAGAGGAAACCUUAACAAAAAAGAUUUAGUUACUUACUAUAAUGAGAAUGGCAGUCACUUUGGGCUGGAAGCAGACAGGAGGAUGGACUCGGUCAGCCUGGUGAUCUCUGGGGUCCGAGAGUCAGAUCUGGGGCUGUACUACUGCGCUCUUGGUGUCAGGGCAAAGACGAUGCACUUUGGCACUGCUGUUAGACUCACAUUUGAAGACGCUGAACUGCGGCGUUCAUCAGAAAGUGUGGGCUGCAGGAUGCUGUUGGUCUGUGCUUGUGUUGUUUGUGGGGUUUGCAGUACUCUCUGCGUGACUGUGCUUUGUUACAGACAAGGUUCUUCCAGGGUCUGUUGCAUCAGCUGCGUGACAGAAAACUCAAAUGUCAAGGCAGCACAAGUACAGUAUUCCAGUCUCCGGUUCCUCAGACGGUCCAGAGCCACGGCUCCUGCUCCAGUCAAUGUGAUAUACGCAGCUAUAAACAACCACACGUCCUGAUUUCACCGCAUUUAACCAGCUUCA